Molecule: messenger RNA, 8296 nt
Organism: Syngnathus acus (greater pipefish)
Lineage: Eukaryota; Metazoa; Chordata; Actinopteri; Syngnathiformes; Syngnathidae
Gene: chd5
Product: chromodomain helicase DNA binding protein 5
Exons: 40
Coding region: 382-6348 (1988 amino acids)
Biological process (GO): chromatin remodeling; negative regulation of transcription by RNA polymerase II
Cellular component (GO): nucleus; chromatin; NuRD complex
Molecular function (GO): DNA binding; histone binding; ATP hydrolysis activity
Source: RefSeq, a predicted model, not a curated record
CUGCAGCAAAGAAGUUUGCCGCUCAAUUCUGCGGACGUCUGGCGGGAAAGCUUCCUCCUCUGGCGCCUUUUUCGUUUUUUUAUUUAAUUCCGCGCGUGCACUCAUUUGGAAUCCUUUUUUAUUCUUGAUAUCUUUUGCACUAGUAGUAGAACUCUGCAGGCAUGCCUAACUAGUUGUGGCUGAAAUUAUGGGAUGCAUCGUCAUGGCAACAGACCAGACGUCACAAUCUGGGCAUUGCUGCGGAUUUAGCGGCGGCUGACGAGGGGAGGAAGAGCGCCAGGAGGUGGAGGAAGACGAGAGCGGCGUGCCGAGGGUUAACUUUCACUAUUGUCAGCCUAAAAGGAGCUUUUUGGAAAAGGAGGAGGGGGCGAUGAGAUCAAGAUGCCCGGGUCGCUGAGCAAUGAAGACGAGGCGCAGGACGACAUGGAUUUUGACGACGAGAUGCCAGACGAGGAGGACACCCGCCCGGUGCUGCCCCUGGCCUCCAUCGGCAGCUUCUUCUCGGACGACGACGACUCCCUCAAGCAGCAGCAGCAGAAGAAGAAGAAGAGCAAGAAGAUGAAGGAGGGGAAGGUGGCCAAAGUCAAGAAGCGGAAAAAGGAGGGAGGCAUCCAGGUGAGCGUGGAUAGCGAACAGGACCGCGCAUCUGAAGUGGAGGAGGAUGAGCCGGACCGUCCCGAGCGAGGCUCAGGGAGCGACACCGGCAUGUUCGGUCUUCCCAAGAAGAAGAAGAAGAAGCCCAGGGAGAAGAAAGAGAGGAAGCCCAGGAAGAAGAAGCGAGACGAGGAGGACGACGAUGAGGACGAUGACGACGGGAGCAUGAAAGAGCCCAAAUCAUCCAGCCAGUUGAUGCACGAGUGGGGCCUGGAGGACGUCCAGUACGGCUUCACCGAGGACGACUACAAGACUAUCACCAACUACAAAGCCUUCAGCCAGUUCCUCAGACCUCUCAUUGCCAAGAAGAACCCCAAGAUCCCCAUGUCCAAGAUGAUGACGGUCCUGGGAGCCAAGUGGCGCGAGUUCAGCGCCAACAACCCAUUCAAGGGCGCCUCGGCCACCGCCGUGGCCGCCGCUGUUGCCGCUGCCGUGGAAACGGUCACCGUGGCGCCGCCCACCUCUGUUGGCCAGCUGGGCGCUCCGCUUGGGCCCAUCAAAAAAGCCAAAACCAAAGAGGGAAAAGGGCCCGGUGCUCGAAAGAGGAGCAAAAGUGCAAAAGACAUGAAGAAGAAAGUGAAAGCAAAGAAGACCAAAUCCAAGUCGGGACAAAGUGGCAAGAAGAAGAAGACAUCCUCGAGUGACGAAGACUUUCUAGACGAGUCAGACUUUGACGACAUCAGCAUCCUCAGUGCCUCGGUGCUUUGCGACGCCUCGGGACCCAUCGCCGCCAAGAAAAAGGCCAGACGUGGACGCAAAAAGAGGAAAAAGGAGGACGGCGACGGCUACGAGACGGACCACCAGGACUACUGUGAGGUGUGUCAGCAGGGCGGCGAAAUCAUCCUGUGCGAUACUUGUCCACGGGCGUACCACCUGGUGUGCCUGGAACCAGAGUUGGAGAAGGCUCCCGAGGGCAAAUGGAGCUGUCCGCACUGUGAGAAGGAGGGCAUCCAGUGGGAAGCCAAAGAUGAAGAGGACGAGGAGGAAGACGAAGCAGGAGGGGAGGAAGAGGACGACCACAUGGAGUUUUGCCGAGUGUGUAAGGACGGCGGGGAGCUGCUGUGUUGCGACGCCUGCCCGUCCUCCUACCACAUCCACUGCCUCAACCCGCCGCUGCCCGAGAUUCCCAACGGGGAGUGGAUUUGUCCGCGCUGCUUGUGCUCACCUCUGAAAGGCAAAGUGCAAAAAAUCAUGCACUGGACGUGGGGUGACGCCCCCCUGCCCGCCGAGCCGCCAGCAGGCCCAGACGGUCACCCGCUCGCCGAUCCCCUGAGCAAGCCCCCGCUCAAGGGCCGCCCCGAGCGGGAGUUCCUGGUCAAGUGGGCCGGACUCUCCUACUGGCACUGCUCUUGGGUCAGCGAGCUGCAGUUGGAACUGUACCACACAGUGAUGUACCGCAACUACCAGCGCAAGAACGACAUGGACGAACCGCCGCCGUAUGAUUACGGCUCCGGCGAGGAGGAACUCAACAGCGAAAAGCGCAAGAGCAAAGACCCUCAGUACGCCGCCAUGGAGGAGCGCUUCUACCGAUAUGGCAUCAAGCCCGAGUGGAUGGUCAUUCACCGCAUCCUCAACCACAGUUUUGAUAAAGAGGGCGACGUGCACUACCUGAUCAAGUGGCGGGACCUCCCUUACGACCAGUGCACGUGGGAGGUGGACGACUUUGACGUGCCGGAAUACAACAGCCAUAAAGUGUCCUACUGGGAUCACAGGGAGCAAAUUCUCGGCGAGGACCAGCGCCCCGCCAAAGCGAUGACGCAAAGAGGGGAGCGGCCCAAGCGGGAGAUCCCCCCAGAUGCUCCCAUCAUCGACCCGACCAUCAAGUUCGAGCACCAGCCGUGGUACAUCAACGCCACAGGGGGGACGCUGCACCCGUACCAGCUGGAGGGUCUCAACUGGUUGCGCUUCUCCUGGGCGCAGGGCACCGAUACCAUCCUGGCUGACGAGAUGGGCCUGGGCAAGACCGUGCAGACCAUCGUAUUUCUCUACUCGCUCUACAAAGAGGGUCACUCCAAGGGCCCCUUCCUGGUGAGCGCGCCGCUGUCCACCAUCAUCAACUGGGAGCGCGAGUUUGAGAUGUGGGCCCCCGACUUCUACGUGCUCACCUACACCGGAGACAAAGAUAGCCGCGCCAUCAUCAGGGAGAACGAGUUCACCUUCGAGGACAGCGCCGUCAAGUUGGGACGCAAAGCUUUCCGCAUGAAGAAAGACACGCCCAUCAAGUUCCACGUGCUGCUGACGUCCUACGAGCUGAUUACCAUCGAUCAAGCCAUCUUGGGAUCCAUCACCUGGGCUUGUCUGGUGGUGGACGAGGCCCACAGGCUGAAGAACAACCAGUCCAAGUUUUUCCGAAUCCUCAAUGGCUACAAGAUCUACUAUAAGCUGCUGCUCACCGGAACUCCUCUCCAGAACAACCUGGAGGAACUUUUCCACUUGCUCAACUUCCUCACGCCGGAGCGCUUCAAUAACCUUGAGGGCUUCCUGGAGGAGUUUGCUGACAUCUCCAAGGAAGACCAGAUCAAGAAGCUCCACGACCUGCUGGGCCCACACAUGCUCCGGAGGCUCAAGGCGGACGUCUUUAAGAACAUGCCGGCCAAGACGGAGCUGAUUGUGCGAGUGGAGCUCAGCCCCAUGCAGAAGAAGUACUAUAAGUUCAUCUUGACGCGGAACUUUGAGGCUCUCAACUCCAAAGGCGGAGGCAACCAAGUCUCCCUGCUCAACAUCAUGAUGGACCUGAAGAAGUGCUGCAACCACCCCUACCUGUUCCCCGUGGCCGCUGUGGAGGCUCCCGUUUUGCCCAACGGCUCGUACGAUGGCAACCAGCUGGUCAAGUCGUCGGGAAAGCUGACGCUGCUGCAGAAAAUGCUGAAGAAGCUCAAGGAUGAAGGCCACAGAGUUCUCAUUUUCUCCCAGAUGACCAAGAUGUUGGAUCUGCUGGAGGACUUUCUGGAGUUUGAAGGUUAUAAAUACGAGCGCAUCGACGGCGGCAUCACCGGAGGCCUGCGGCAGGAGGCCAUCGACCGCUUCAAUGCGCCGGGCGCUCAGCAGUUCUGCUUCCUGCUCUCAACCCGAGCCGGAGGUCUAGGAAUCAAUCUGGCCAGCGCGGACACCGUCAUCAUCUACGACUCAGACUGGAACCCUCACAAUGACAUCCAAGCUUUCAGCAGAGCGCACCGCAUUGGCCAGAACAGGAAGGUGAUGAUCUACCGAUUUGUGACGAGGGGCUCGGUGGAGGAGAGGAUCACUCAGGUGGCCAAGAGGAAGAUGAUGCUGACCCACCUGGUGGUGCGGCCCGGUCUGGGCUCCAAGACGGGCUCCAUGUCCAAGCAGGAGCUGGACGACAUCCUCAAGUUUGGCACGGAGGAGCUCUUUAAGGACGAGAUGGAGGCGGCUCGCAACAUGGGCGGCGACAACAAAGACGGCGAGGAGGGCAACGUGAUCCACUACGAUGACGACGCCAUUUCCAAGCUACUGGACCGCAGCCAGGACGCCACGGAAGACACGGAGAUCCAGAACAUGAACGAGUACCUCAGCUCCUUCAAGGUGGCCCAAUACGUGGUCAAAGAGGAGGACGGGGAGGAGGAGGUGGAGCGCGAGAUUAUCAAGCAGGAGGAGAACGUGGACCCGGACUAUUGGGAGAAACUCCUGCGCCACCACUACGAGCAGCAGCAGGAAGAUCUGGCCCGCAACCUGGGCAAGGGCAAGCGCAUCCGCAAACAAGUCAACUACAACGACACCACCCAGGAGGACCAAGAGUGGCAGGAUGAUGUUUCAGACAACCAGUCGGAGUACUCGGUGGGGUCCGAGGACGAGGACGAAGACUUCGAGGAGAGGCCGGAAGGUGGGCGCCGACACUCUCGCCGCCAUCUGAGGAAUGACAAAGACAAGCCCUUGCCCCCCCUGCUGGCCCGAGUUGGCGGCAGCAUUGAGGUUCUGGGCUUCAACGCCCGGCAGAGGAAAGCCUUCCUGAACGCCAUCAUGCGCUGGGGCAUGCCCCCGCAGGACGCCUUCACUUCCCACUGGAUUGUGCGAGACCUGAGAGGGAAAAGCGAGCGCGAGUUCAGGGCCUACGUGUCUCUGUUCAUGCGACACCUGUGCGAGCCCGGCGCCGACGGAGCCGAGACGUUCGCCGACGGCGUCCCGCGCGAGGGCCUGUCACGCCAGCACGUGCUCACCAGAAUUGGAGUCAUGUCGCUUGUCAGGAAAAAGGUGCAAGAGUUUGAGCACGUCAACGGAAAGUUGAGCUCGCCGGACCUGAUCCCGAUCGGCAUGGAGCUGAAGAAACUGACCGAGAGCGUUUCGUCAGACCCCAACACCCCGCUGCAGGCCAGCCCGAUCGCCACGCAGCCCGGCACCCCUGACCUGCCAGAAAAGAUCGAGGGUCCCACUGAGGACAAGGACGCAGCUGAGCAAGACAGCAAGAAACAGUUGGAGCCAGAAACUUGUAUAGCGCCGACACAUGCACACGAAGAGGAGGAGGAAGCGCACCGACGCCAGGAGAAGGACUCGGCGGACGGCGACGAGAGCAUGGCGACCUCUGAGGAGAAAACGGGACGAGACGACAAGGAGGACAAACAGGCGGACGGUCGGAGCUCACCUACAAGUGAGACUCGGCCUACAUGUGAGAGUCGGCCCAAAGACUCAGAAAAGCCUCCUGAGAGAGGAGAAAGCAAGGAGAAGGAGAGCAAAGCAGAUGAGGUGAAAAGCGAGGACGCUGCCGCCGCUGCAGAUGCUCGCCUAAACGGUGACAAAGACACAGUGGACGAAAUGGAGGACGCCAGGAAGGAGGACAAGAGCGGAUUCAAGACCAAGUUCAUGUUCAAUAUCGCCGAUGGAGGCUUCACAGAGUUGCACACGCUGUGGCAGACGGAAGAGCGAGCGGCGCUGUCGUCCGGCAAGAUGCCCGACAUCUGGCACCGUCGCCACGACUACUGGCUGCUGGCGGGCAUCGUCACGCACGGUUACGCUCGCUGGCAGGAUAUCCAGAACGACCCACGCUACGCCAUCCUCAAUGAGCCCUUCAAGAGCGAGAUGCACAAGGGCAACUACCUGGAGAUGAAGAACAAGUUCCUGGCCCGCCGAUUCAAGUUGCUGGAGCAGGCGCUGGUGAUCGAGGAGCAGCUCCGGCGUGCCGCCUACCUCAACAUGAGCCAAGACCCCGGGCAUCCCGCCAUGGCUCUCAACACGCGCUUCACCGAGGUGGAGUGUCUGGCCGAGUCCCACCAGCACCUGUCCAAAGAGUCCCUGGGUGGCAACAAGCCCGCCAACGCCGUGCUGCACAAAGUGCUGAACCAGCUGGAGGAGCUGCUAAGUGACAUGAAGGCCGAUGUGACGCGGCUGCCAAACAUGUUGUCCCGCAUCCCGCCCGUGUCGGCUCGACUGCAGAUGUCUGAGCGCAGCAUCCUGAGCCGCCUCACCAGCCGGGGCGGCGAGCCUCCGCCGCAGCAGACUUUCAGCCAGGGAGGCUUCACAUGCUCCCAGUUGUACGGAGGCACAUUCGGGGGUGCAUUCAGGGGACCCGGAGGGCAGCCCAUGGUCAAUUACAGUCAGAUGCCUCUGGGGCCAUACGUCAGUGUGUCCAACGGUCCUCCCAGCAGCCACCUGGACAAGAAGACCUUCGAGUCCCUGCGAGACGCGGCCACACCCGACCUGAAGUCCGGCAAAGCCAGCGACGUCAUCUGCAUUGAGGACUGAGACGCUCUCUCCUUUCAUUUGAUUUGUUUUUCUUUUCAUUUUCAGACAUAUUGAAUCUGAAGAAUUGCACUUUUACCUUUGCAGAGGUUUUUUAACUUGAUAUUUUGACUGAAAAGCCUCAGACGAGAUGUCAGGACUGAGGUAAAAUGUGACUUUUUCCUCAUUUCUUUCUCCCCAGUGGACGUUUGAGCACUGUAUGUGUUGUCAUUGACUUAGUGUUGAUUUUCUCAAAGUCUCUUCAUGGAUGCAGUAGAAGGCUGGAAGUGCGCCACCCCCUGGUCGCGAUGGUCUUGACCUCACGUGGAUGGCCAAAUUAGCGACACCUGCAGGACCUUUGAUGCAUUGCAGCGUGUUUUAUAUGUAUGAUAAUGGUGAUGUUUUCCGUUUUUUCCCAGCGUUUGUUGCACCCUCAUUGAAACUGAUUCAUUUGCCUUCAUUUGUGGGACUGUUAUUCCGAGAUUUUUUUAAUAUAUUUACAUUUUCCCCUGCACAAAAAAAGAUGACUUUUGCUUGGUUUUGAUUGUUUUAAGACUGCAAUGGGACCAUCAAAGCUAUAUUGUGUCCUCAGUCCUCCGUGAAAGUUUGUGGUUUUUGGUUUUGAUAGGCUUGACACCCUAACUGGAAGCCCUGUCUUGAAAGCCAGGUGGUUUCAAGGCAGAGAUGGGAGCAUCAAAGCUUAGUUUGGCCACACUCCUGGUGUUGUUGAAUUCAGUAGGAUUUCUGUUUUCAAGGCUCGGAACCCUAACCCUGUAUCCAAAUCCCGACCCAAUUGCCAUCCAAGCUCAAUUUUGGCUUCAGUCAUCUCCAAUCGUUUGUGGUUUUGUGUCUAAUGGAGAAUGUUGUCCAAGGCUUGCAACCAUAACUUGAAAACCUAGUAUGAGUUAGAAAACCCAAACUAAGAGGCUUUAAGACUGCAACCGCGCCAUCACUCCUUGCCUCAGUCCUUCACGACCGUCAGUUGUUUCAACUUCAGCUGCAAUCCUCACUCCUGUCUUCAAACCCUAUUUUUUUGUCGCUAACCACAGUAAGGCGGCACCCCUAAGCCAGCUGGUUUCAAGACCACAAUGGGUCCAUCAAAGUUCAGCUCUGGCCUUGGUUCUAAUUUUAUGGUUUUGUGUCAGUUUGUCACAUCAAGAUGAAAUGUUGUAAAGACUUGAAACCCUAAUCCUGUCUUGAAACCUUGAAAUGAAGCUCAGUUUUGCUAUACAAUGACCAUGGGCCCAUGAUUUUUACAAUCUAUUUCCACAAUGCGUAAGAUGUGUGUAACAAACGGAAUGAUGACCCCUUUGAGAUGAUUGUGACGGAAGGUCCGGUCAGAUGACCUUCUGGAAUUAUUGUCCAGUUAUGGAUGUGUAAGAACCUCAAUGCCCCCGCCCCAAGCAUACUAUUUAUUUCAUGUGAAAACUGUGUUUGAAAGCAUCUUUUUCUUUUUGCACUAUUUGUUGUUUUUGUUGUUGUCGCAAACAACUGGUGUUGCGGACGAAACCUCAGAACCGUGUAAAUAAAGCGUCAAAAUUCAAAUAAAAAAUGAAUGUCGGCCGCGCCGUCACCUCAAAGGGACAUCAGCGACAACAUAUUCUGAUCAAAUGCAAUCAAACUGGAGUCAGGAUGAAUGUACUGUCUACAAAAAACAAACAAAGCAAGACUUCAGUCUAAUAUUAUAAAUAUUGCGUAUGUACAUGCUUCAAAUGAACACGGCUUCAAAAGCUAGAAAAAGAAAAGAAAAAAAAAGACCUUGACGAGGCACCUUUUGUUGCAGCGAAUGCACAGCUUCUGAAGCUUUUUCUAUGGCGGUUCACUUUGGGGCUGGUGGGGCGUCCCAAGACGCGCAGGCACGUUCUUCUUCUGACUUGUGCUGUAAAGCGACUGGACGACAAAGUGAAUGGUCAUCUUUUGAUUUGUACUGUGGAUUUGUCUCAUUGUGUUUUAAUAAAUCUUCCGACGACAG